This is a messenger RNA of Vombatus ursinus (common wombat), 7598 nucleotides long. RefSeq names its product STE20 like kinase (gene SLK). Gene Ontology annotation, biological process: protein phosphorylation. The transcript has 19 exons. Lineage: Eukaryota; Metazoa; Chordata; Mammalia; Diprotodontia; Vombatidae. The coding region runs from base 185 to 3928 and encodes 1247 amino acids. Gene Ontology annotation, molecular function: protein serine/threonine kinase activity; ATP binding; protein binding. The record is from RefSeq and is a predicted model, not a curated record.
CCCAGCCCUGCCCGGCCGGGCUGUGUGGAGAAGUGGGGCGCCUGCGGGGACCCCGAUCCCGCCUCCUGCCCGACCGCCUGCCUGCGACUGAGACCUAAACGGAGGAAGCAAAAGAAAGAGAAACUUUGGCUUUUUAUUGCGGUUUUUAUUCUGUAACUGGAGGGAGCUUCGGCCGGCUGGAAAAAUGUCCUUUUUCAAUUUCCGUAAAAUCUUCAAAUUGGGCAGCGACAAGAAGAAGAAGCAGUACGAGCAUGUGAAGAGAGACUUGAACCCCGAGGACUUUUGGGAAAUUAUAGGUGAAUUGGGGGACGGAGCCUUUGGCAAAGUGUUCAAGGCCCAGAAUAAAGAGACAAAUGUGUUAGCUGCUGCAAAAGUGAUUGACACUAAAUCUGAAGAAGAACUUGAAGAUUAUAUGGUUGAGAUUGAUAUUUUAGCAUCAUGUGAUCAUCCAAAUAUAGUCAAGCUGCUAGAUGCCUUCUAUUAUGAAAAUAAUCUUUGGAUCCUCAUUGAAUUUUGUGCAGGUGGUGCAGUAGAUGCUGUAAUGCUUGAGCUUGAGAGACCAUUAACAGAAUCCCAGAUACAAGUAGUUUGCAAGCAGACUUUAGAGGCAUUGAACUAUUUGCAUGAAAAUAAAAUUAUCCAUAGAGAUUUAAAAGCAGGCAACAUUCUUUUUACAUUGGAAGGAGACAUUAAAUUGGCGGAUUUUGGUGUAUCGGCUAAAAACACAAGGACUAUACAAAGAAGAGAUUCUUUUAUUGGCACACCAUAUUGGAUGGCUCCGGAAGUGGUUAUGUGUGAGACAUCUAAAGAUAGACCCUAUGAUUAUAAAGCUGACGUUUGGUCCUUGGGCAUCACUUUGAUAGAAAUGGCUCAGAUAGAACCUCCUCAUCAUGAGCUAAAUCCAAUGAGAGUACUGUUGAAAAUUGCAAAGUCUGAACCUCCUACGCUGGCGCAACCCUCAAAAUGGUCUUCAAACUUUAAGGACUUCCUAAAAAAAUGUUUGGAAAAGAAUGUGGAUGCCAGGUGGAAUACUUCCCAGCUUCUCCAGCAUCCUUUUGUUACUGUGACUUCCAACAAACCCAUCCGAGAAUUGAUUGCAGAAGCAAAGGCUGAAGUAACAGAAGAAGUUGAAGAUGGCAAAGAAGAUGACGAUGAUGAAGAAACAGAGAAUUCUCUGCCUAUACCUGCUAAUAAGCGUGCCUCCUCUGACCUCAGUAUUGCCAGUUCUGAAGAAGAUAAACUCUCACAGAAUGCUUGUGUUCUGGAAUCUGUAUCAGAAAAAACAGAGAAUAGCUGUAUUGGAGACAGAGCUCAAAGCAGUGUUAUUAAUGAGAAAACCGUCAUUGGUGAGCCUGAAAAAAUUGUUGAGAGUAUUGACUACGUUGCUGAUGAUCACCUUGAAAAUAAUAUUGAGCUAAAAAAUGGGACAGGAUUAGUUGAAGAGAAUAAGACAGAAGAGAAGAAACUCAAGGUAGAAGAGACAUCGGAAGUGGAAGACCGUGUGAGCGAAGGAAAUGCAGUGGUGGAAAAAAAAGACAGUGAUCUACUUACAACCUCAGAAAUAGGUGCUGCUCUGAAACCUGAGGAAGAAAAGGAUCAGAAAAAGCAGCAAUUAUCUAAAAAUGAAAUAAUAAAAACAAAUGAAAUUAAAGAUACUGCUGAUCAUACAGCAGAAGUGGUUUCUGAAGAGACUGGAGAAAAAGAAAAUAUAAGAGAGGCAGACAUUCAGGAAACUGAAAAUGAAGUUAGGCUUAAAGCAGAAGUGCAGGAUAAAAUAGAGGAGACUGAAGUCACCAAAGGUGAGGUGGAUGACAUAGAUACAGUGGAAACAGGUGAAGUACUAGAUCUAGACCAGAGGACAGCUGGAAGCAAUGCCAGGGAAGCUCAGAGUAAUGACAAAAAUGACGUGACUGAAUUAAGUGAAAAACGAAAGCAAAUUAAGCCUGAUGUUGAGCCUGAGAUUAGUGAUAUUGAGGAAACUCAGGUACAGAGGAUAGUUGAAACAAAUAUUACAGAUCAGAUAUCUGUGGAAGGUAAAAGUGAAAGUAUAUGUGUUGUGAACAGAGGUGAGGAACAUUUAAUCAGUACUUCAGGGGACAUAUUGGUUAUUGGUGAGAAACCAAUGACAAAUGAAACUGAAGAAAUUAAGGAAACAAGUAACACUGAAGAAAUACAAGUCCAAAACACAGUGAUUCAUACUGGCGAAAAGUCAGUAGGAAGUAAAACUCAGGAUUCUCAUCAGCCUCUGCUAGACAUAGAACAAACAGAAUUUCCAAGUGAAAUACCAAUUAAAAUUGAACCUCAAGUUAUUGUAGCUUCACAACCCAGUGAACCUCAACCUGUCCCCAUACCCAGUAUUAAUAUUAACUCUGAAGAGACAGAAGAUAAAGGGGAAACAGGUACACUAUCCCAAGUUGAAACUUCACUACAUUUAGAACCUGAGAAUCAAAAGGAAAAUGAUACUGAUUCAGGCACUGGUUCCACGGCUGAUAAUAGCAGCAUUGAUUUGAAUUUAUCUAUCUCUAGCUUCCUAAGCAAAAACAAAGACACUGGAUCAAUAUCUUUACAAGAAACAAGAAGACAUAAGAAAACAUUGAAGAAAACACGAAAAUUUGUUGUUGAUGGUGUAGAAGUGAGUGUGACAACUUCAAAAAUAGUUACAGAUAGUGAUUCAAAAACUGAAGAAUUGAGGUUUCUUCGACGUCAGGAGCUUCGGGAAUUAAGAUUUCUACAGAAAGAGGAACAAAGAGCUCAGCAGCAGCUCAACAACAAGUUACAGCAACAGCGGGAACAAAUUUUCAGGCGUUUUGAACAAGAAAUGAUGAGUAAGAAGCGACAAUAUGACCAAGAGAUUGAAAAUCUAGAAAAACAACAGAAACAGACAAUAGAACGCCUAGAACAAGAACAUACAAAUCGCUUGCGAGAUGAAGCCAAACGUAUUAAAGGAGAACAAGAGAAGGAACUGUCCAAAUUUCAGAACAUGUUGAAAAACCGAAAAAAAGAGGUUAUAAAUGAAGUGGAGAAAGCACCCAAAGAGCUGAGAAAAGAGCUCAUGAAACGCAGGAAAGAGGAGCUUGCACAAACCCAGCAUGCUCAGGAACAAGAAUUUGUUCAGAAGCAACAACAAGAAUUAGAUGGAUCACUGAAAAAGAUCAUCCAACAGCAGAAGGCAGAGUUGGCUAACAUUGAGCGAGAAUGCCUGAAUAACAAACAGCAGCUCAUGAGAGCUCGUGAAGCUGCUAUUUGGGAACUUGAGGAACGACACUUACAAGAAAAGCAUCAGCUGCUUAAACAACAACUCAAGGAUCAGUACUUCAUGCAAAGGCAUCAACUACUUAAGCGUCAUGAAAAGGAAACUGAACAAAUGCAGCGAUAUAAUCAACGGCUCCUUGAAGAGUUAAAAAACAGACAGACCCAAGAAAGAGCAAGACUACCUAAGAUCCAGCGCAGUGAAGCCAAGACUCGGAUGGCCAUGUUCAAGAAGAGUUUGAGAAUCAAUUCGGCAGGCACUCCAGACCAGGACCGUGACAGAAUUAAACAGUUUGCUGCUCAAGAAGAAAAGAGACAGAAAAAUGAGAGGAUGGCUCAGCAUCAAAAGCAUGAAAAUCAGAUGCGGGACCUUCAGUUGCAGUGUGAAGCUAAUGUCCGAGAACUACAUCAACUACAGAAUGAAAAAUGCCAUCUAUUGGUUGAGCAUGAGACUCAGAAACUAAAAGAGUUAGAUGAGGAGCAUGGGCAGGAAUUAAAGGAGUGGAGAGAAAAAUUGAGACCCAGGAAAAAGACACUAGAAGAAGAGUUUGCAAGGAAGCUUCAAGAACAAGAAGUGUUCUUUAAAAUGACUGGGGAGUCUGAAUGCCUUAACCCUUCAACCCAGAGUCGCAUCUCCAAAUUCUAUCCAGUUCCUAGCCUGCACUCCACUGGGUCGUAACUCCAGAAAGUGUGAUUGGGUUGGUCUUUGUUUUUUUAGUUUGCUUCUCUUCAUCUUUUGCCACACCAAAAUCUACAGCUUACACCAGAGAGUUCAUGAAGACAAUCAUCUGCGUCACUGUUUAAAUGGGCUUUUUUGGUUUGCUUUAUUCAGAGUAUAAUGGCAGAGGUAGAGAAGGUAACUAGGGCACUCACUGAUUGUUCUGUGUUAUACAGUGUGGGGUCUUUAGUUAUUUGUUAAGGUGUUUUUUUAUAUUAAACUAAAAAACAUCUUUAUUAUUUAGACAUUAAAGUACUCAUAAAAGUAUUAGAGAAAUAAUGUUUAAAGUUACAAAAAAGCUGUAAUACAAAACAUUGUUAAUUAAUAUCUUUUUAACUGAACUUAGUUCUCAAUGGUGACUGAAUUCCGCAGUUGAAAUUCUACUGUGUAGCGUUUGGAGUUUCUUGUGAUGAAAUAGCUUUCAUAAAAAAAAGGACACAUAAAUUACUCAGUAUGUUUGAUAAAAGAAUUUAUUAUGUUUUUAUCCUUAAAUUCAGUAACACCCUUUUGAAAGAGAAAAAUUUUUCAGCAAUUUGUCUGAAAUAACUAUUACAGGCAUUCAGUCUAAUAAGUGAAGGUGCUUUCAUUAAUAUAGUGCCUGAAAUAUGUAAAUUUGUUCACUUCUAAAACAGGAAUUUCUUUUCUGAUUGGGGGAAGAGAGAGAACUAAAUACCUGUAGCAUUAAAGUUUCCAUUUUAAAAACCUUGCUGCUACUACUAUAUGUCAGAAAUUCUCACUCGAAAAUAUUUUGCACUAAAAUACAUAAAGGUGAAAAAACCCUACUAAGAGUUCAUUAUUCUUACAAAUUUGGAAGUUCUACAAACUGAAAUGAGUAUAGAUUUACUAGUCACAGUUUAGUUUAAUGGGGACAGCCCACGUUCUUUAAUAUGCUUGUACUAAUUAAAAUGGCUUCUCUCCCAUCUCAACAAAAUCUUCAUUUAAAACUCUCAGAGACUCAGAGACCCUGAAUUAUAUUUAUAAACAUAGUGAUCAAAAGUAAUCAAAAAAGAAAUAUUUGAAGACUUUCAGUACUCAAAAAGAUGUAAGUUAAAUAUUUAGAGCAAUAUUUUUAGGAUUGCAUUUUUUUGUGUUUUGAAAUUUGGUUGCUUACAUGUUACAAUUUUAUUUUGUUUUAAGUUGAUAGAUGUAUUAAAUUAUUUACUUUGAUUUGCAGUGGGUGAAGUCAAACUUUUAUCAUGUAAUUUGUGAUAUGUGUAGCUAUUAAAGAAUUAUUCAAAGUUAGUUCUUUUGAGGGUUAGAAUUUGAAGUAUGAGUCAUAUCAUGACAGUAUUAUAAACUGUAUUAUGGUAUGUGAAAGACAAGUAUGUGAUGAUACUUGCUUUCUGUCAUUUGAAACCCACUAUCUUGGUACCCAGUUUUAAAAGAUCUAUUUUCUAGCCUACUGGUUUGUGUUAAAUAGGAGGCUGGUGGAACUCCUAAGAGUGUAAUUUCCUUUAAACACUGUUGAGUUAAGGAAAAGAAAUGUAAAUAACAAUUUCAUUCUUUUGCAAUUGAUUGAAAAACUUUGGAUGCUGAAGCUUACUCUGUCAGUUGUUUAAAUGAUUGAAAAAUGCAUGUUAAAUUUUAAUUUUGUAAUUAAUGUUUUUGUUAAGCAUAAUUUACUUGGACUACUUUAUAGCUAGCCUUAAUUUCUGGCCAAGUUUUUUUUUUUAAGUAUAUAUAUACAUACAUAUAUAUAUAUAUAUAUAUAGAUAAAUAUAAAAAUAUGUCAUGUACUGGUUGUAAAUUCACACACCAUCUUCACUCAAAUGUGUUAUUGUAUGCAGAACUCUCUUAAAUAGCUUAUUCUCAAAUGCUGAGAUGAAAAAUGUUCUGGAAGGCCUUUUAAAGCUACAUCUUUAUAAAAAUAAUAUUCAUUAAGAAAAUGGAAAUGGUUUAUAUUGUUAUCAUAAAAAUAUUAUUACAGUAUCAUGAUGCCCAAUGGAUUCAAUGAUUUAUUUGAAUUGGGGAUGGUAAGAGGUAGAGGAGGAAAAUAGAUGUGUUCCCAUACCACUUUUUCCUCGGAAAAUAUCAGUUCACUGGCCUUUUGUAUUCACUCUUUUUUCAGCAGAGGACAUUGGUGUUCUCAUUCUUUAAUUGAUAGUCCAUAUCCUGAGUAUUCUGGGAACAUAACUACUUUCCUCUGAAUAUUUGAUAACCUUCUACUCCCUUGAAGUCUCAUGUUCAUAUUACUGAAAAAGGAGAUCAGGCCAAGAUUAUGUUGGUUGGUUGACACCUUAGGUAAGUUUGAUUGUUAGAAAGCACUAUCCUGAUUGUAAUGCCCUUGUUUUGCAUCUCCCUUUCAACUAGAUUCAGUGUUCCGGAAUGGAACUCUGCCUUAAAGAAUGACUGACCAUUUUCCAAAAGAGUAGGGAAAGAAUGAGAAUAACAUGUUGGAAUGAAAAGUUAAUUUCAAAGUGAAAACUGAUAAAGAUCCUUUUAAAAAUGUUAUGUUGUUUAAAAUUAUAAUUGAACACCUAUCUGCCCACCUAUUGUUAGGCUUCAGUCAUGAAGGUUCAUUUUUUCAUUCAUGUAAAAGAGGAAUUUUUUUUCCUUCGAGGAAAGGAGUUCUUUGAAGCCUCGUUGUGUAGUCAUAACCAUUCUUGGCUUGUUUCCUAUGAUGCUGUGGCAGAACAUGCAACAAAACCCAUUAAAGAGAGUCUUAAUGUGUAUAUCUGAAACAGCCUUCAAUUUUCCUGUGUGUUAUAGAUACACACUCCUAAUGUUCUCAGACAGGUAUAACUCAGAAAGCUAGUUGUGCCACGUUUCUGUUUCCUAGCCCUUUUGAUCCUUAGCUGGGAUGCAGAUUGCUAAAUUAAAUUAUGCUCAUGUGAAUUUGUGAAUAAGCUUUUUCUUACCCUUUUCUGUGAGUCCUGGGGAGGCCACAGGGUGGGUAAACAGAAAAUUCAGCUUACUUCCAUUCAGCUGAUGAUGAUGAUCUCCCUGUAACUUGUGACAGGUUAAGUUGAAUUUUAAUUAAACAAAAACCAGAACCACAGCUACCUCUAAGAAGUAGUGUUUUCCUCAAGCACAAAAAUGCUCAGGCAUACUAGGCCCGUUUCAUUGUAGGGUCUCCAAUUUUAUAAGCAUCAGCAAGUUUUAGAACUGCCUUUUAUAAUCUCCCAAACCCACUUUAGCUAAUAGCUCUCUCCCAGACCAUACAAUGCUUAGUAGAGAAGGUUCUUCUGAAAGAGCCAAAUACAGUCAAAUUAUUAGGUAGACAAAGGAUAUGCUUAAAGGAAAAUCUAGAACUGAAAGGGGAAGUUAGUUCUAGUUCUAAGGGUGGAAAUCAGCUCUUUUUAGGAAAAAGGUAUUUUACAGGAAAUGGAAUGAUAUCUUAUCAAAAGCCUUUCUGAUGAAGGCCGAACAACCUAACAUCUGUCCUGUUACCAUGGUUGCAGUGGUUUUUGCUCUAGCUUUAAAGUUCUGCUCCUGAGCUUGAGGCAGAAUAUUCUGUCAGUUUCAAUGUAGGCUGCUGCUGUAGGUGAUGCUAUUCUGACUUGCAAUGUCAUGGCUCCACAAGUUUUUCAGAAAGAGCUCUUGUUUCAGUUUGUGCCUCUUGUCUACUGGAGAGCAAAUGUCUUCGCAGUAGUGGGAUUGACACACUAAAAUAAAGUCAUUUCUUAAACUA